Molecule: messenger RNA, 4350 nt
Organism: Pieris napi
Lineage: Eukaryota; Metazoa; Arthropoda; Insecta; Lepidoptera; Pieridae
Product: protein goliath-like
Exons: 12
Coding region: 558-1871 (437 amino acids)
Source: RefSeq, a predicted model, not a curated record
UUACAAAUGUUAAAUGGUCGUAAAAGCGUCUGCGUACGAGACGUGUGUCGCGUUGCUUUCGUGACUACUGUGCGUUCGCAGUAAUAGUUAAUUUUCAUUUUCAUUACAAAAAUAGCGAUUUAGACUAAGCUAUGUAUUAAAUCAGUGUAUAGAUAUAACGUUUCGAUGUUAAUGUAAUGUUAUAGUGAUUUAUUAUACAUAAACAAACAAAAACAUUGUGUUUUUUUAAUUUUUGGGGUGAGCAAAACGAGUUACUUUCGACCGUGUCCGUGAAGGGAAAAUUAAACAGCUGUUUGAGCAUAGUAUGCUUCGUAUUGUCCCGGCUGUGGUGAAAUACCUCGCCGGUUAUGGAGCAGCUGUUGAUUUCCCUGUAAUGACAUCCUAACACAACCAAUGCGAGAGGCUGCGUCCACGACGAUAACUCUCGCAUACAAUUAACGUUAUCGCAUAGUGCGGUUCUGAUAACUUAAUAAUCGAACGCAAGUCGCGCGGGUUGCACGCAUUCAGCGCCCCAGUGUUAGUGUCAGUGAUUUUGAAAAUCGAAUGUGCAUUUAAAAAUGCGUGUCGGCAAUCUGUGGUCAGGCCUGGCUGUCAGCUGGGUAGUGACGUUUGUUCAGUGUCAUACGGCGGGAAGCGAAUUGGAAUCAACGAGAUACGGUCCAGCCGAAGAGAGAUUUGGUAGUGAUACAUAUACCAUAGCGAAUAUAAAUAUAACAUAUGAAGAUGAGCAUGGCGAAAUGUUUACAGACACAUCCGAGGUGAGAAAGAAACACUACGUACUACACUAUUCCUCCGGGAAGUACGGCGAGGGGAUAGUCAGCAAUGCCCACGGCAUAGCCGUGCACGUUCGUGGUAGGGGUCCACAGGGGGCCCACGACCACACGGGCUGUCAGCCGCCCCUAAUCUCGACGGCUGCUCCUACGCAACCGCUUCCAACUGAGCCUUGGAUCGCCGUCAUACGCCGAGGCAGUUGCAAUUUUGAGAUCAAGGUGCAGAACGCUUGGAAGGCAAAUGCGUCGGCGGUUCUCAUUUAUAACGACAGAGACACACCGAUGUUGGAAAAAAUGAAAUUAUCCACUGACAAUGGGCGUAACAUAAGCGCUAUAUUUACAUACAAGUGGAAAGGAGCGGAAAUCACUCGGCUGGUGGACAAUGGAACUCGAGUUAUGAUCUCCAUCGUACGAGGGCAAACUUUUACACAUAUCAAUAAUAAUAUUAAUAAGACUUCAGUGCUUUUCGUCUCGAUCUCAUUCAUUGUGCUGAUGGUAAUCUCACUGGCGUGGCUGGUCUUCUACUAUAUACAACGCUUCAGAUAUAUACACGCUAAAGACAGAUUAUCGAAACGACUUUGCUGCGCCGCGAAAAAGGCAUUAUCGAAAAUACCAGUUAAAAGCCUGAAGACUGAGGACAGGGAGGUGCAGGGUGACGGUGAGUGCUGCGCCAUCUGUAUUGAGCCUUACAAAGUGUCGGAAACGUUAAGAUCUCUUCCUUGUAGACACGACUUCCACAAGAACUGCAUCGAUCCGUGGCUACUGGAACACCGCACCUGUCCCAUGUGCAAGAUGGACAUACUCAAGUAUUACGGCUUUGUGUUCACGGGCAGUCAAGAGAGUAUUCUGCAGUUGGAUGUUGAGGAAGCCAGGAGUCGAGCCCUCAGUCCGGCGAUGUCGCCCGCACGGAACAGACAUCCGCUGACAUUGCUAACAUCCGACAACUCGUACGGCGAGACCCACAGCGAGCGCAGUAGCCGCGCCUCUUCGCCUGACCAUCUCGUGCCGCCACACGGACAUAGGUCGAAUGAAGAGUCAUCAAGCGAAGAACAGGAAGGUUGUUCGCAAGAAGAGCCGAACCCCGGCACUAGCGAUGCCUGAGACAUCGCCUCAAGUAGUCCCAGACCACAUUUGAGGUCUCAUAGGCCGCCAUGAUCUUGGACAGUUCGAUCUCACGUUUAAGAUUGUGGCUAGAGAUGUCUUUUGUAGUCUAAACUCCGCAUUGGCAUGUCUCUUACAAAGUCUAAUCGGAGAACUCAAAUUGUGGUCGACGACUUCCCCGUGCCAAAUCCCCCCCCUCCCCUCGCAAUCCCGAAUGGCUGGAGCUGAAUGCGAAGCGGAGUGAAUCUACCAUUGGAAUCACUGUGUGAACUUGAGCAACGCGACAUCUAUUGAGAUAAAAAUACGAUUUUGUUCCAAUCAAGUCCGUAUUUUACAGGAAAUAUUCUGGUUCAAGUUGGACGUAAUUGAUAUAUCAAUACCGAUCGAAGGUUGUGAAGUACGGAAUUAGUGUUUUAUAUGGAAAGUAAAGUUCAUACCCUUUUGUACGACAAAUGUUUUUCAGUGUCCUAAAAAAUCGAUUUCAAUAAAUACUAAAUGAACUAAGAGCUGAGAGAGAGAUUUUCUGAGACACUGAGGCAAUUAUAUGCAGUUUUAAUGUUUACUUCUAAGCUAUUAUUCUAAAUGAACUUAUUCUAGAUAUUAUCGUGUUAUCUUCUAUUGUACGACUAUUUAUCAUUCUUUAUCUGUAAGAACAGUUGCAUUAUCAUCGCAUUAACUAAACCUGGAUUUUACGUUUAAAGAAACGACUCGCUGUAAUUACGAAUGGUUGGUUAAUAUAGAACCCGGGUUAGACUUGCAAUAAAAAAUAUUCUUUAUCUCUAGCUUUAUGUAUUGUAGUGUAAAGGAUAGCAAUAUUAUUUAGACAUGUUUUUCAUCGAGUCUCGUAUUGCUAGCCCAUCUGCAUAUAAUUGUCUAGAUACGCUAGUUUCCGUGUGUUCAUUUAUUUAAGGUUAAUACUCAAAAAGGCAAAAAAAAUCCAGUGAUAAGAGUGGUGGAUGACAAGUGAUAUUUUAUAAGGACUAUUUAGUUAUAGUGAUAUAAACCGCGACUCCGCCUAGGCAACUGGUACCAAAUGGAUCCAAAAUUAGAUUGACCAAUUUUCUGACUUUAAAAUAUAUAUAAAAAUGUAAGGUCAGCAGAGAUCCAACAUUUCAUUUGAAAUAUGAAGCCAUAGAAUUUUGUUUGGUUGAUCUCAUUGUAUCCACUUAAUCGCGAAGACUUAAAAAACGUGCGUGCAUUAUAAUAAAAAACAAAAAAUCUUGGUUAUCUUAUUAAACAACUGUACAAUUGUUUACAAACAGCCCUUAUCUUGUAUUUAGUUAUAUUUUUUUUAAAUAUGAGUUUUUUGACUAUUUAAAAAUUACUCGAACUAUAAGAAUUCCCACGUAAUGAAAUAUGUACAGAUGUUUUAAUAGGAUACAAAAAAUAUACUUAGGAAGAUAGAAUUGACAGUUGAAUGACAGCUGUCACUUAUUUGUCGCCCUUAGAACGUUGUUGAAGCAAUAUGGUGUCACAUUUUUCAAAAGUUUAUUCUAACUUCCUGCUAAUAGAUUUCAUAAUUCUUUGAAUUUGUACCUUUUUAAAGAUGACAGGACUGCGUCCACGUCAUGAUUACCGCUUAGAAAUUUUGCUUGAUUGUGAAGCUCCUUAUUUUCGCGGCAUUAUCUUAGUCUGUGGUAAUUUAUAUUUUAGUGAUAUGGUUGUUGGCCCUUUCAUUUAUCAUUGUAAGAUGUCCGUCCAUAGAAUUAACUUACCAUUUUCUAAUAUUUUAACAGUUUUUAAUAGUUCGCUAGUUUACAGUCUAAAAUUCUAUUCUAAUUAUAUUAUUUACUUCUCGAAUUCCUUUUAAAAUACCCAGGGUAAUCAGAAAACGUAAGUUUAAGUUUGCUUCGAUAUCAGUAAAAAUAAGUUGUCUUACUAAUUUCGAAAAUUAAGCUUUGUAAGGGUUUCGUUAUAAAUUCUAUAUUAAUAGGGCCAAACAACCAACCCGACCUGUUGAUCUAGGAACCAGCGGUAGACUGCAGAAUUAUGUGGCUCUAAUUUAGUUAAUACAUUCUAGUCUGAUUACGCUAGCUGCAUCGCUUUCGGUAUUAAGCUCUUACACCAUAAAUUCCAGAUAUGUCAAACUUGAUGACCGCUGUGAAGAUUCGCGUAGUGCAUAGAGCAAAUAUUUCUAUCGUGCGAUGUUAUCUCCGCUUUAUACAAAUAAGCUAUAUUCACACCGUUCAAAAAGUUUUACAGAAUAAUGUAAUUUCACAUAAGUUUCAAUCCAAAAGCGAUAUAGUUAGUUUUAUUUGUAAGCUUAAAAUAUAUUAAGUUUUGUAAGCAUUUAAGUUGUAACGUGUACUUUUAAGGUACUUAUUGAAAAUCCAAUGGAUUUUAUAUUAACAAGGAGACUGGUAUGUACUUUACGGUAACUACAGAUAUGGUCUAAAGUUGUAUAUGUAUUUACAUUCCCCUCAUAUUAUGUACUCCAUGUGUGUACGAAGUGUUUAAAUAAAAACCAAUACAGUAUUGA